Phacochoerus africanus (Common warthog) is the source of this 2614-nucleotide messenger RNA. It is a transcript of the gene ALDH6A1, whose product is annotated as aldehyde dehydrogenase 6 family member A1. Gene Ontology annotation, biological process: thymine catabolic process; L-valine catabolic process. The coding region runs from base 396 to 1769 and encodes 457 amino acids. Gene Ontology annotation, cellular component: mitochondrion. Gene Ontology annotation, molecular function: malonate-semialdehyde dehydrogenase (acetylating, [NAD(P)+]) activity; methylmalonate-semialdehyde dehydrogenase (acylating, NAD+) activity. The transcript has 12 exons. NCBI's taxonomy places the organism in Eukaryota, Metazoa, Chordata, Mammalia, Artiodactyla, Suidae. The record is from RefSeq and is a predicted model, not a curated record.
GCUGGCAAGCCUACAGAACUAACCUGCACCUAUACCCAAAGUGUUAAGAGAGCUAAAGAAUCAAUGUAAGCCAAGGAAAUGGGAUGAAAUAAUUCCAGGCAAGAGGGAGCAGCGUGUGCAAGGGCAGUGUGAGCACGAAACAUGUUCUGAACAGCCGGAGCGUAGAGAGAGCAAGGAGGAAAGCCACAAGCUAGGAAACUAGAGAAGUAAAGGUUUCUUCCAAGGUGAAUUCCAGUUGGCAUCCAGCAUCCUCCUUCUCUUCCUCUUCAGUGCCAACCAUAAAGCUCUUCAUUGGUGGGAAGUUUAUUGAAUCCAAAAGUGACAAAUGGAUUGACAUCCACAACCCUGCCACCAAUGAGCUCAUUGGUCGGGUCCCUCAAGCCACCAAGGCUGAAAUGGAUGCAGCAGUUUCUUCCUGCAAGCGUGCUUUUCCUGCAUGGGCAGACACUUCAAUAUUAAGCCGUCAGCAGGUCCUGCUCCGCUAUCAACAACUCAUUAAAGAAAACUUGAAAGAAAUUGCCAAGUUAAUCACAUUGGAACAAGGGAAGACCCUGGCAGAUGCUGAAGGAGAUGUAUUUCGAGGCCUUCAGGUGGUUGAGCAUGCCUGCAGUGUGACAUCCCUCAUGCUGGGAGAGACCAUGCCAUCCAUCACCAAAGACAUGGACCUUUAUUCUUACCGUCUGCCUCUCGGAGUGUGUGCAGGCAUCGCUCCGUUCAAUUUUCCUGCCAUGAUCCCCCUCUGGAUGUUUCCCAUGGCCAUGGUGUGUGGAAAUACCUUCCUGAUGAAACCAUCAGAGCGAGUCCCUGGAGCCACUAUGCUCCUUGCCAAGUUGCUCCAGGACUCCGGUGCCCCUGAUGGAACACUGAAUGUCAUCCAUGGACAACAUGAAGCUGUAAACUUUAUUUGCGAUCAUCCGGAUAUCAAAGCAAUCAGCUUUGUGGGAUCCAACCAGGCGGGAGAGUACAUCUUCGAGAGAGGGUCAAGACAUGGCAAGAGAGUUCAAGCCAAUAUGGGAGCGAAGAACCACGGGGUAGUCAUGCCAGAUGCCAAUAAGGAAAAUACUCUGAACCAGCUGGUUGGGGCAGCAUUUGGAGCAGCUGGUCAGCGCUGCAUGGCUCUUUCAACAGCGAUCCUUGUGGGAGAAGCUAAGAAGUGGCUGCCAGAGCUGGUAGAACGUGCCAAAAACCUGAGAGUCAAUGCAGGAGACCAGCCUGGGGCUGAUCUUGGCCCUCUGAUCUCCCCACAAGCAAAAGAGCGAGUCUGUAAUCUGAUUGAUAGUGGAACAAAGGAGGGAGCUUCUAUCCUUCUUGAUGGCCGAAAUAUUAAAGUCAAAGGUUAUGAGAAUGGAAACUUUGUUGGACCAACUAUCAUCUCAAAUGUCAAGCCAAAUAUGACCUGUUACAAAGAGGAGAUUUUUGGCCCAGUUCUUGUGGUUCUGGAAACAGACACUUUGGAUGAAGCCAUCAAGAUUGUAAAUGACAAUCCAUAUGGAAAUGGAACUGCCAUCUUCACUACCAAUGGAGCCACUGCUCGGAAAUAUUCCCACUUAGUGGAUGUCGGACAGGUAGGGGUGAAUGUGCCCAUUCCAGUGCCUUUGCCAAUGUUCUCAUUCACUGGCUCUCGAUCUUCCUUCAGGGGAGACACCAAUUUCUAUGGCAAACAGGGCAUCCAAUUCUAUACUCAGCUAAAGACCAUCACUUCUCAGUGGAAAGAAGAAGAUGCUACUCUUUCCUCACCCGCUGUAGUCAUGCCUACCAUGGGCCGCUAGAGACGAGUUUGUUCCAGACUCAAUCCAUCCUGAGUAAUCUCCCUGUAUUCUCCACCAACUCUAACUGCCAACUUAACUCAGAUUAGAUCCCUGGGAUUGGAAUAUUUUGUAACUAAAAUCUUUCUCAGGACCACUAACCCUUGCAGAGUUGCUAAUAGGAAGACUCUAACUGUGAAAUGCUUACCUGAAAUGAGAUUCUAGACCUUGUUUUCUAAAGAUUCUCCGCUUUUCUGAUGACUUGAAGGAAAGGAACAUUAAUGUGUAAAGAAGAUUUUCCAUUAAUUGGAAGAGGAUCUCUUGAAUGGGGAAAUACGUCAAAAAUAAUUCACCCUUUAGCUGAUCCUCAAACACAACCCUACAUAAAUGCCACUGGGUGAGAUUCCUCUGCCAAGCUUUCCUUAGCCUCUCUUCUAGCCACAUACACAAGAUACAGUCCAUUUCUACUUAGCCUAACAGUUGUGACAACCACUUCUUUCUUUCCUGCUAGUGCCACUUUGUCCUACUGUUUCAUGACCACUAAUUCUAUCAUUGUCACUGGUUCUGCUUCAUUUAUUUUUUAUUUUUGGGCCACACCUAUGGCAUAUGGGAGUCCCCAGGCCAGCAACUGAAUCCAAACCUAAGCUGCAACCUACACUGCAACUGUGGUAAUGCUGGAUCCUUAACCCACUGCACUGGGCUGGGGACCAAACUGGCUCUGCCUGGGAGAAAACGCUGGAUCCUUAGACAACUGCUGUUCCUGCUUCUUAAAACUGCUUCUCAGGGAUACCUGAGCAUGCAUUGGAUAAGUCAACUUGUUUUGUGUGUGCCAAGCAUUAAAUUUCAGUGGAUGCUUCAGCAACCAUUAA